UUAAAUGCUGUCCCGCCACAAACGCGCCUCACUUGAGGGUCGUGUGUGUGUGAGAGAAAAUAAUACUUUAUAUUCAGUAACAACCACAGUGAGGGAACUAUCCCGGAGUCGGACAGUCUGUUAUUUCGCACAGAGCGAGGAGAGACGCAGCACGAGGACAAUAUUGACUCAACCGUUUACUUUAUGACUAUAGCUCUCAACAGGAACCGGCGGAUUCCUUACUAAAUAUAGACUACAACAAUUGUCAAAGUUUUUGACAGCAAACAUUUACGGGUGUGGUGUUAUCCUGCGAUCCGUUGGAGUUGAUUUGUACAUUUUGACUUUUUUUGACCAUUAUUUGCCUUCCUCAAACGGACCUACAGCUGCGUUUAAAAGUGGCGUUCUAAAGGGUGUCCCCAGGUGAUGACCUCACUGUUUUCCAGCCCAGCCCACGUCGUCAUGAAGGACCGCGAGCCUCCUCCAUCCUCCCUCACCCUGCUCCACUACCCUGGGAUGACGGUCACUGCCAAGACCCCCGGGGAUGACCCCUUUCCCAACUCCACCUCUCCAUCCCUCUCCAAACCACAGCCCUUCUGCCUGCAGACCCUCCAGACCAGCCCUCACCUCCUCGCCAGCCUGCAGCUCCAGAAACUCAACUCCCACUACCAGAGUCUGGCUGGAGGCAGUGGUGCCUCAGGGCUCAACUCAGGGCCUCAGAGGGGGUUUGGGGGCUCCACGGUGGGCUCGACUGGGCAGCUGGUCGGGGGUACCUCUGGAGGUGGCGGAGGUGGGAACCAGAGUUGUGGAUCUGGCGGGAUCAUAGAUUCUGACCCAGUGGAUGAAGAGGUUCUGAUGUCAUUGGUCAUAGAGCUGGGGUUGGACCGGGCCAAUGAGCUGCCUGAACUCUGGCUGGGACAGAAUGAGUUUGACUUUAUAGCGGACGUACCUGCUGGAUGUUGACCGGAUAGAGAGAUGGAAGGAGGGGAUCUGUGCUCUCUUUCAUUCUUCUGUUAGUCUCUUGUUUGGAUGGACACAGACUCCGACGUCCCUGCCGCAUACUAACCUAAACACACAGAAAGAGAAACUGUCCUUUUGUUUUUUUGGGGGGGUCAACCUCUUAGUUUUUCUCUGAAAGAAAAAUGAUGACCACAAACGGACCCAAAGAGAGCAUGCGCUCUUGUUUUUUCCCCUCUGUACCACCCUCUCAUUUCCUCUCUCAGAAGGACAGAGUGCGGACACGGGGCUGGGGUUUCGUCUUGUGUUUUUCUGUGAGUCUGUGUGUCAGAGAGGAUGUCGACUUCAGGGGGAACUUGUGUUUACCUUCAUUUAUUCCUCGGCGCAAAAGGACCCUGAAGCGGCGUUAAGGGUUGUGAACAUCCAACGGUACAACAGAAACCAAGAGGGGACAAAACCCACAGGACCCUAUCUAUAUUUAACAGUAGGGAAAACACUGAGGGAUAGAAGAGCCUGGGGCCUGUCUCGUUGUACCUCCCACGGGCCUCCUGCACACGCUCACACACACACUGACUGAAGGAUGGGUGGUAUUAUGUUGCGGUAAUGCAGCUGUGAAACAGGCACUUGUUCAGUUACCCUCGGGUUCAGGGGGUUUGAUGCGACGUGAGGGUGAGAGAAUGCGCGAGAGAGAUGAGUGAUGUGUACCUGUGUGUGAGAGGUUGUAUGAGACAGACAUGACAGGAGGCCUGUGUAGUCUCCAUGCUAUUGUCUGUAUCUAAAUACGUUAUUGAGUCUCAAAGUCAGUGGUCUUCAUGUAACUCUGUAGGAGUCUUGUUUCUGCCCGAUCUCCCCGUCUCGCUUUCCCUCUCUCUGUAUGUAUUGUAAGUCUCUUGCUCUAUGUCAAAUGGAUGAUGUCUGAAGAAGCAAAGAGAGCUAUGAGUCUCUCCCUUUUCUUCUGUCUCUCUCUCUCUCUCCUGUGCUCUGAGCCAAGACACUCCGUCACUACCUACUCUGCUAUGUUACUGUCAAAGUAAAUGUGUACAUCUCAACUGGCACCCUAUUCCCUAUAUAGUGCGCGUAUGGCCAGAGCCCUAUGGGUCCUGGUCUAAAGUAGUGCACUAUAAAGGGAAUAGGGUGCCAUUUGACUGUUCCAAUCUAUUAGUUAAUGAGGCUGUAGGAUGCAGUUAAAGAUGGCUGCCUUGUUUGUUUUUCUGGGGUGGAAUGGGAGAGCUGAAGACGACCUAAUGACAAACUGAUGAUUGAGUCAUUGACUGAUUUACCUACAGUACCUACAUUGUAAAAGAGAUUUAUUUUUAUGUCUUAUGCAACUCAUUUUUAAGACAGAAAAAAUUGACGAGAAAGUUUCAAUUGACUAAGUUCCCAGGUUUCAGUGAAUAGAGUCCUAAGCCUGAAUCACAUUGCAUCAACACGACGUGAAAGACCACAUUUUAACACCCAGGACAUUGAAGAUAACUAAUGGAAUAUUACCAACUUGUAAUUUCCUGAACAGAAACCCUUUGAUCCGACUGACGACUGGCGCAAGAACAUUUUACUUUGAUUUAGUUUCUGUUCGUUUUGCUUAUUACAUUUCACAUUUUUAUGACUUAUUUUGGUUUAGGGUGAGAAACCUCUGGCUAUUGACUUUGUAAAAGAAACAUAUCAGAUAGUAAUUAAUCACUUGUAUAGUAGAUACUGUACUGAUUGUAUGAUCCUUAGUUUCUUAAAAUCACACCUUUUUUCAAUUGAAGGCUUUCUUUUGUUUAAGAGGUGGACCUCAUUUCUUUAUUUGUCUCAUCUUUGACUUUUGUUUUGCAAUUUUAAAUGACGGAAAGAAUAUAUCCGAGGUUGAUUUAAUUUUUUUGCAUCUCAUUUGUAUUUCUAUGUAAAUUUACUAGAUCAUAUUUAAAUGGUUGUAUUUUUGUUCUCUGCAUGUUUGGGGAAAAUAAAGAAUACCGAACAGAA
Molecule: messenger RNA, 2895 nt
Organism: Oncorhynchus mykiss (rainbow trout)
Lineage: Eukaryota; Metazoa; Chordata; Actinopteri; Salmoniformes; Salmonidae
Product: cbp/p300-interacting transactivator 1
Biological process (GO): regulation of DNA-templated transcription
Cellular component (GO): nucleus
Molecular function (GO): transcription coactivator activity
Source: RefSeq, a predicted model, not a curated record